Molecule: messenger RNA, 2349 nt
Organism: Pimephales promelas (fathead minnow)
Lineage: Eukaryota; Metazoa; Chordata; Actinopteri; Cypriniformes; Leuciscidae
Gene: dusp4
Product: dual specificity phosphatase 4
Biological process (GO): protein dephosphorylation; endoderm formation; negative regulation of MAPK cascade
Cellular component (GO): nucleus; cytoplasm
Molecular function (GO): MAP kinase tyrosine/serine/threonine phosphatase activity
Source: RefSeq, a predicted model, not a curated record
GAGAACUGCCUCUGGUAGUAAAGCUCUCAGGAGGGUAACACAACAUUACACUGCGCACUGGCAACGCUGGAUUUGACGUAUUAUUUUCAUUAAACCACAAUUUGACCGUGACCAGUCCCCAUCGGAGGAGGAAAAUGGUCACAAUGGACGAACUUAGUGAAAUGGAUUGCAGCGUUUUGAAGAGGUUGAUGAAGGAAGACAGUGCGAAAUGUCUUCUUUUGGACUGCAGAUCGUUCCUAGCGUUCAGCGCAGGUCACCUUCGCGGUUCCGUAAAUAUUCGCUGUAACACGAUAGUUCGGAGGCGAGCGAAAGGCUCCGUUAGUUUGGACCAGAUUCUGUCCGGUGACGACGAAGCGAGAGCCCGUCUAAAAUCGGGGCUGUACUCCGCCGUGAUCUUGUACGAUGAGCGGAGCUCCGAUGCAAACAGUAUGAGAGAAGACAGCACAAUCACCCUCGUACAUAACGCUUUGUGUCGAGAUACGUAUAGGACAGAAGUCUAUCUGCUAAAAGGAGGCUACGACAGAUUUUCCACACAGUAUCCCGAUUACUGUUUGAAAACCAAAACCCUGCCCGUAUCCAGCACUCAGUCCAGUGUGGAGACCAGCUGCACCUUCUGCGCAACUCCCCAGCAUGACCAGGGUGGGCCUGUGGAAAUCCUCCCCUUUUUAUUUCUUGGCAGUGCUCUCCAUGCGUCUAAAAAGGACAUGCUAGAUCGUAUGGGAAUUUCUGCUCUAUUGAAUGUAUCUUCAAACUGCCCAAACCAUUUUGAAGGGGAUUACCAGUACAAGUGUAUCCCGGUGGAAGACAACCAUAAGGAGGACAUCAGCUCUUGGUUCAUUGAAGCCAUUGAAUUUAUAGACUCUGUCAAAGAUUCCAACGGCCGUGUUCUGGUCCACUGUCAGGCCGGCAUCUCGCGGUCGGCCACUAUCUGCCUGGCGUACCUGAUGAAGAAGAAGCGGGUGCGCCUGGAAGAGGCCUUCGAGUUCGUGAAACAGCGGCGCAGUAUCAUCUCCCCCAACUUUAGCUUCAUGGGUCAGCUCCUGCAGUUUGAGUCACAGGUCCUGGCCACUUCCUGUUCUGUAGAGGCCGCCAGCCCUUCCGCCACUCUAGGCCCCAAGUCUUCCUCCACACCCACGUCACCCUUCAUCUUCAGCUUCCCCGUGUCAGUGGUGACGCACAGCCAGCCCAGCAGCCUCACCUACCUACAGAGUCCCAUCACGACAUCACCAAGCUGCUGAUACACCGCUGGACUCGGAUCACCAAGCUGCUGAUCAAACUCGCCCUCCUGUCUUUACUGCGCAUUAAUAUCAGAAGAAUAAGUCAUAAUAUCCUGUGGGGACGGUUCACUUCCAAAGACUUUUCAUUUGCAGGAAGUCCAUCGACCCUGACAGGUUGUUCACGUCGCAUCUGGACUUCUCAUUUUUCACUUCCUCUUUCGGCGGCCUUCCUGAAUUCCUUUAAUAGAGAUCGCCGUGGCAUGACCUUUGGCUGGAAGUGUCUUUCAUUAAGUUCGUUUAGCAUUUGUCAGUGCCUUGUAAGGAGAAGGUACACAAACACUUUUACUCACCUUUCUUUAUGACUGAUCGCGAGACAUUCAAAGCAUUUCAACCUGCAAUACAGAUCCAGUUCCUGUCACAGAUCAGAGCAAUAACCUGAUUCUCCUUCCUCCCAGUCGCCACCAAAGCACUGUAUGUCGUGUUUUCCUUUGUUAUAUUGUUUGAUCACAAUUUUAAACGUCUGAUUUUCUUUGCCAAUUUGUACCGAGGAGAUCUUAUGAAUUAUUUCUGCUGUAUGCCUUACCAACAAUGACUGUGGCUAUCUUCCGCAUGGAAUGUUCUCAUCAAUAGACUAUUUAAGGUAUGGUGUCGUAUGAUGCUGGGUUGUACACUGAAUCUUUUUACACUGGAAGUUGUGAAUGGGAUUAUUGGGAAGCCAUUUUCCUGAGUCAAUUUGCUUUUUAAUAUUCCCCUUUGAGAAGCUCUGUGAGGGGAAACUCAAAGAGUCCAUAUAGCAGAUGGUAUGUAUAUGUGUGUGUUGGGACCUACUUCUUUUUUUAUGAGAGUGUGGGCACCUUUUAUAGCACUUUUAAGUGAUACAAAAUUUAUUUGAGGUUUGUUUAGCACCUCGCCGGAAUUGACGUAUUGACAUAUUACAUGGUCUGUUUAUCUGUCAAUCACUGAUGAGAUGAAUGCAAUAAUUUUUACCGUGCUUGUGAAAUGUUAUUGUCUGACGCUCAUGGCAAUAAUCAUUCAGAGGGUUAGGAUUUUUUUUAACCAUCUUCUGUUGUAUCAUAUGUACAUUUUAUUUAUGUCACGAUUGUCAUUGUUAAAUAUAAACUGUGUUCUCUAA